Messenger RNA from Arachis duranensis, 1683 nucleotides. RefSeq lists its product as uncharacterized. The record is from RefSeq and is a predicted model, not a curated record. The transcript is spliced from 4 exons. The coding region runs from base 424 to 1404 and encodes 326 amino acids. NCBI's taxonomy places the organism in Eukaryota, Viridiplantae, Streptophyta, Magnoliopsida, Fabales, Fabaceae. Gene Ontology annotation, molecular function: catalytic activity.
AGUAUUAUUGAACUUGAAUUAGAAUAGAUUGCCGAAAAGGAAGGAAGACAAAAACAGAAAAACCAGAGAAAAUGAAAUAAGCUAUGUUUUAGGAGCUGCAUGUAACAUGUAACAGUGCUCGUAAAUUUGCCACCCUCAGUUUUUGGCAUUACCAAUUCUCUACAUUCUGUUGACUAUUGUCUCGCUUUCUCCGCACAACCAUCUUCAAUCUCAUUCUCAACUUUGAUUGUAAUUCCAAUGAACCUUGUCACCAUUGACAACCACAAAACCGCCACAAUUAAUCAAACAUCAUCAUCAUCAUCAUCAUCAUCAUCAUCGAGCUUCUCUCCUUCAAUACUGUACCCAUUUCAAAUCCUCCGUAAACAUUCACAUUGGUCAUAAAAAGUUUCAAUCUUAUUUCCGAUUGUGAUUGGUAAUCAUCCCAUGUUUCCCAGGCUUUCAAAAUGCUUCAGCUUCACCGCUUCCAGAGACUGGUUGUACCGCCAGUCGUUCUCCGUGGCGGGCCUCCGCGCCGUGGUAUCAGACUUGGGCGACGGAACCGUCAUGCAUUGCUGGGUGCCGAAGAUCCAUGACAGAAGCAAACCCAGCCUGGUCCUGAUCCACGGUUUUGGCGCGAACGCAAUGUGGCAAUACGGCGACCACCUUCGGAACUUCGUGGCACACUUCAACGUUUACGUGCCUGACCUUCUCUUCUUCGGCGAUUCCUUCACGUCACGACCUGAGAGGACGGAGUCCUUUCAGGCCGUGUGCUUGAGGAAGCUGAUGGAGUUUCAUGGUGUCCACAGGAUGAGCUUGGUUGGGAUCAGCUAUGGUGGCUUUGUGGCGUAUAGUUUGGCUGCACAGUUCCCCGAGAAAGUGGAGAAGUUGGCGCUUUGUUGCACGGGUGUUUGCUUGGAGGAGAUUGACAUGAAAAAUGGGUUGUUUAAGGUUUCUGAUUUGGAUGAAGCUGCAAGCAUUUUGAUGCCUCAGACUCCUGAGAAGCUCAGGGAGUUGAUGCGGCUAUCUUUCGUUAGGCCUGCAAGGGGCGUCCCUACUUGGUUCCUUGCAGAUUUCAUUCAGCAGGUGAUGUGUACACGUUGCGUUGAUGAGAAGAGAGAAUUACUUGAAGCAAUACUCAAAGGUCGAAAACUUUCUAAUCUUCCCAAGAUCCAACAGAACACGCUAAUCAUAUGGGGAGAGCAAGAUCAGGUAUUCCCUCUGGAGUUAGGACACAGAUUACAAAGGCAUAUAGGGGAAAGUGCUCAUAUUGUGGUGAUCAAGAAUGCAGGGCAUGCAGUGAACUUAGAGAAGUCUAAAGAGUUUGCCAGGCACUUGAAAUCGUUCCUCGUUGGUCCCAAGACAUGUUCGUCCUCGCCCUCACUUAGUUUUAGUUUUAGAUGGACAAAUUCAGAAGGCCAUUCUUGAUCUCAGUAAGUCAUGCAACUUUCUUCUUUUUUAGCAAGGGAAUCAUGAUCAUCAAGAUUGCUUGGUUAGACUGUAAUAGGAUCCUUACAAUUAUUCUCAUUCUCAUUUUAGAGGAUCUAUAUUCGUAUUAUGUUUGGAUAAAAAUAAAGUCUAAGAAAGAGAGAUGUAAUUAAUACCAAUAUGAUUGCUAGUAAUAGUGUUAGCUAAUGUUCUGUAAUCAUUUUUUGUAAAUUUGUAGUGUUUGCUUUUGGUGAUUAAUUAGUGAAACACAGCAUCAUU